ACCAAGAUGGCGGUACAAGAAACAGCUGCUCAACUCUCUAUGGCUCUUAAGGUUCAAGAAUAUCCAACUUUGAAGGUUCCUUAUGAGACCUUAAAUAAACGCUUCCGUGCAGCACAGAAGAACAUAGACCGUGAGACGAGUCACGUGACCAUGGUGGUGGCUGAACUGGAGAAGACCCUGAGCAGCUCCUUCCCUGUGGUGGACUCUGUGGUUUCUCUGUUGGAUGGUGUGGUGGAGAAAUUAAGUGCGCUCAAGCGUAAAGCGGCAGAAUCAAUCCAGGCUGAAGAUGAGAGCGCCAAGCUCUGUAAGCGGCGUAUCGAGCACCUGAAGGAGCACAGCAGCGACCAACCAGCUAACGUAAGCGUGUGGAAGAGGAAGCGCAUGGACCGCAUGAUGGUGGAGCACCUGCUGCGCUGCGGCUACUACAACACCGCCGUCAAGCUCGCCAAACAAAGUGGGAUCGAGGAUUUGGUCAACAUUGAGAUGUUCCUCACUGCAAAAGAAGUGGAGGAAUCACUUGAAAGGCAGGAAACAGCCACCUGCUUGGCCUGGUGCCAUGACAACAAGUCUCGUCUGAGGAAAAUGAAGAGCUGCCUGGAGUUCAGUUUAAGGAUUCAGGAGUUUAUCGAGCUCAUUCGACAGAACAAGCGCAUGGACGCAGUACGACAUGCACGGAAACACUUCAGCCAAGCAGAAGGCGGGCAGUUGGAUGAGGUUCGGCAGGUGAUGGGCAUGCUGGCAUUUCCUUCCGACACUCACAUUUCCCCAUACAAGGACCUUCUGGAUCCAGGCCGCUGGAAAAUGCUGAUCCAGCAAUUCAGAUACGACAAUUACAGAUUGCACCAGCUGGGGAACAACUCUGUGUUCACCAUCACUCUGCAGGCAGGGCUGUCUGCCAUCAAAACCCCACAGUGUUACAAAGAGGAUGGUUCUUCGAAAAACCCAGACUGUCCUGUAUGCAGUAAGUCCCUGAACAAGCUGGCUCAGCCUCUCCCCAUGGCCCACUGCGCAAACUCUCGCCUGGUGUGUAAAAUCUCUGGAGAGGUCAUGAACGAGAACAACCCACCCAUGAUGCUGCCUAAUGGCUAUGUUUAUGGCUAUAAUUCUCUCUUGUCUAUUCGCCAAGACGACAAGGUGGUGUGCCCCAGAACCAAAGAAGUCUUCAACUUCUCCCAGGCUGAGAAAGUUUACAUCAUGUGAUAAGGCCUCCAGGGCAUAGUUCAAGCUUUCUUUUUUUUUUUUUUCCUUUUUUUUUGGUAAUGACCCCACCCUGGGUUCGAUGAAUCCCAAAACGACGAAACCUGUAGUCUGGAGGCCUCUGUUCCUCAGCCGGUGUUCCAUGAGACUGAAUUCAGUUGCCCUCGGCCAAACCUUUUCUGAGCAAAAAAGGUUUCUAAUUCAUUGGAGGUUUUUACUAUACAACUGGAUGGUGAAAAUCGGGACGAACAGUACAUCAUUUCAAAAAAGGUUGAUAUUUUGGCAUUUUCAUUUACUGGCUUCUUGACAGUGGUGUGAUGACAAAAGGACAUGGCUCCACAUCAUAUAUCUGAGAGCUUCUGCCUUUUUAGUGUGCUUAAAAAUGACCGUUCAUUCUAAUCAAUAGUGCCCACGUUCGUUUUUUUUUUUUUUUGGACAAGUGUUUCGAGCACAAUAGGGUCCACUAUCUAAUAUCGUGCCUGAGCACUUGUAAAAUCUGUUACCACAUGUGGUUAGUUAACACCGGCACAUGCUCACUGCUGUUGCAGUUACCUUUUCUAGAAAGUGUAGUAGCGUCAGUGGCAAUACUUCGCACAUAAUUCUCAGUUGAUGUAACUAGGUAUAGAAAGACAUUGCGGUUUGUUGGUAGCUGUUCGUGAAGGGUUGUUGUUAGACUAAAUUGACAUCACAUGCCAUAUUUUGACAGGUCCCUCAUUACAAUACAGAUGACUAGUGUCUGUGACCAACAUGCAACUUGUUGGGUCAAGUGUAGCAGGAUUUUGUGACUAACUCCUAAAAUAUCAAGGUUUGUGAGGAAAUUUGUGUUACCAUACAAAAGCUCAUGCCAGAUUUAAGUUUUUUUUUUUUUUUAAGACGAAUGCAUUAUUUUAGAGGUGUGCAUAAAAAAAAAUAUUUUUUUUAAAUCACACUCCUGCCCAGUCUAGUUGAACGAUCAGUCCUGCGCAAUUCUGUAGUGCAGCAAUAUAUAUACUCGUGAAGUUUGCUGUAAAUCAAGUCAUUUUUAUCACAACUACUCGACCCAGGAUAAAGCAGGUAAGGAAACUUAUUGAUCAAGAAAACUUGAUGGCAGGUUUUUGUCCUUUUAGUGACUUUUUUUGGGGGUGUUGGGGUUGGCGGGUGGGGGGGCCUCUCCUAGGGAUCUCACAAGGAUCUCAGGCUGGAUGCACACCUCUGCAUUCUUUCACCAAAGCAGCCUGUAGUGUCUGAAUCUCAGGUUAGACUGACAUCAUACAUGCUACACCAUAAAGCCUGACUCACUGUGUCUCCAUACCUCACAAGACCAUCCUUUGUUACUUCCCAUUUCUGAAAAAUAGACUGUCUUCCUAUUUUAUGUUAGGUCUUAAUAGUAAGGGCUACAUAGGUUUGGGAUUGAUAAGGUCUUAACCACUUUGUCAUGUGAUUUUGAAAAAAUAUGCUUCAGAUAAUCAUAAGCAUUUUUCGACGAAGCACUAAAUAGUUUUGUGUCGUUCAAGCACACACUUUCUAUUUUAGACUCCAGACCAUUUAGAUUUUCCCAGUCAGGUAGCAGUUAGGUCAUCUAUGAGCACCUUUUUUUUUUUUUAAGCACACGGACUUUUUUCUUUUUUUUUUUUUUUUCUUUUCCCCCCCUCCCCUCCUUUAUACUUGGCAAGCUGCUUUCAAAUGUGCUAUUUUAUUGUAAGUGUGGAAAGGCUACUUAGAUACUGCUCUUGCAUGUGUGUACUCAUAGAGUAGUUGGGUUGUUCAUGUUUAGUCAAAUAAAAAAAAAUUAUUUGAAUAAA
This is a messenger RNA of Neoarius graeffei (lesser salmon catfish), 2978 nucleotides long. RefSeq names its product macrophage erythroblast attacher, E3 ubiquitin ligase (gene maea). The transcript is spliced from 9 exons. The record is from RefSeq and is a predicted model, not a curated record. Bases 7 to 1200 code for a protein of 397 amino acids. Gene Ontology annotation, cellular component: cytoplasm; GID complex; nucleus. Gene Ontology annotation, biological process: proteasome-mediated ubiquitin-dependent protein catabolic process. Gene Ontology annotation, molecular function: protein binding; ubiquitin protein ligase activity. Lineage: Eukaryota; Metazoa; Chordata; Actinopteri; Siluriformes; Ariidae.